This is a messenger RNA of Staurois parvus, 306 nucleotides long. The record is from the annotation of a GenBank genome assembly. Lineage: Eukaryota; Metazoa; Chordata; Amphibia; Anura; Ranidae.
AUGCACUCUCCCAAGAAAAAAAACAAAAACCUCUCUAGGAAUACACACCAAACUGAGCAUGUGCAGAGUGUCUUCUCAUGAUACGUCUUAUCAGGAGAUAAGAGGGAGACACUGGAAAAAGGGGAGGAUUAGAGAAGUCAGGAUCAAACUGAAUAUUUACACAAUGCAGAGGAUUAACCCUUUAGGUCCACAGUGAGUAUAACCAGCAUGCUUUACUUACAGGGGUGGACUGACAACUCAUGGGGCCCCCGGGCAAUAGGGGAUCAUGGGACCCCUGUGUCCUUGCCCAAACUCAAAAAAGCCUAU